UUGCACAGAAGUUAGGCCUAAGCCUAAUGAACAAUAGCCUGUUCUUUUAGAAAAUAGCUGGCUAGGCCUAUACAGUGUGAACUUUUAUGGCAAGGAAAUCAUUUCUUCAAAAAGCAAAAACGGCGAUGUGUGAAGAAGCCCAGAUAAAAUUUUAUUCAUAAUUAAAUUAAAUGUCUAGUUCAGUGCAAGCUUGUAGUGAGAUUUAAUGAGCAAUGAGAUGUAAAAUUAGAGUUAUGGUUAUAACACUUGGAGAAAUUGCUUUUUUCGCUUUUUUUCUUUUCAUUUUGUUAUGUUUGUUUCUGUCUACAAAGUAAUGUAUCCAUUAGAUAAAUGUCACGAAACUAUAGGCUAGAGUCAUAGUUAGCCACUAAAAUGUUGAAUAUUGAUCUUGUUCUGGUUUCUCAUUCUAAUAAUUUUACAUUCGGACUCCAACUGAAAUUCCACAUAUUAAACGUUUUCAAUAACUGGAGGCUGCGCACAUGAGUGAAAUCUUCCAUCUAAAGGGAAAAACUACUUAGGACCAAUUCAGAGAGCGGAGGAAAAUCCUUAUCGGAUUAAAGGGAAAAUUGGUGGCAAUUAAUCCUUUGUGAUUGAAAAAGGGAAACGCCUCCUCAUGGAAGACAUAUCUGACGUUGGAUCUGAUUGGGCAGUGAGAUGAUCUUCUGGAUUGGACAGAAGGAUAAAUGGUCCCGCCAGAGCGCUUAACCGUCCCACCAGCCUGACCUCCGCAGAGAGAAAGUGAAUUAAACAAACUGCCACCAUGACGGGAAGAGAAGAGACUAUAGAUGAAAAACCUAAGGUUAAACUGUAUCCCUCAUUCGGAAUCGACAAAUCACGCCUCAAUGGAUCUGGAUUCAGGUCCAAAGGUUUCGCAAUCACAGACCUGCUCGGUCUGGAGUCGGAACUUCAGCCGCAUCAGUCCGGUCCUGGCGCAGGGGCCAAUGGAGAGGGGCAGAGCGCGGCGGUAGGAGGAUUUGCCUUCCCGGGUGGCUCUUUGCCGCUCGGCUUGGGUUUUCUCUGUAGUUUGGCAGCACAACAACCUCCCGGAACCCCGUGUUUUCUUCCGAGCCACAUCCCGCUCCUGCAGUCACGGACAGAGAGCCACUUCAUGCAGAAUAUGGAACAGCAACGGGACGCCUAUUCCGAUGAUGAUUGUCUUUCCGGGGAUCACAAUGAUGGAAAAAACUCAGGGAACUCUCAAAAGAGGAAGAAGCGUAGGCACAGGACAGUUUUCACCUCGCAUCAGCUUGAGGAGCUGGAGAAAGCCUUCCAUGAAGCGCACUAUCCAGAUGUUUAUGCAAGAGAAAUGCUGGCCAUGAAAACAGAGCUACCAGAGGACAGGAUACAGGUAUGGUUUCAAAACCGCCGUGCUAAGUGGAGGAAAAGGGAGAAGUGCUGGGGCCGCAGCAGUGUCAUGGCAGAAUAUGGGCUGUAUGGUGCCAUGGUCCGUCACUCGAUUCCACUUCCAGAAUCCAUUAUCAACUCGGCCAAGAAUGGAAUGAUGGGCUCAUGCGCUCCCUGGCUUCUAGGUGAGCCAGCAGGAAUGCACAAAAAGUCUCUGGAAAUAGCGAAGAAAGCUCCCGGCACACCUGAAUCGAUUCACUCAGAUUCAUAUUCAGAGGAACACAAGGGGAAAGACAGCGACAUGACAUGGUCAAGUGGAGCCAAUGGAGCAGAUGACUCUGAGGACAUGGCAAUAGACUUGUCCAGCACUUCGAAACAAGAGAGUAAAAGCACUUUGAAAAGAUCACCACCUCGAACAGAAGACAGCAGUGAUUCUGAAAAUGAGAGUUAAACAUGCAAACAAAUAUGGACAAUUUUGAAGAGCACAUACAAGGACUAUCAGUUUACAAUGUCUCACCUUUUCACAAUGGCUUUGUUUGUCAGCAUUCCUGUGUUAUGUUUUUUUUGUUUGUUUAUCAAAUAUUUGAAUACUAGAGACUGUUUUAUUCUGAAUUAUUUUAUCUUUGAUGUGUAAAAAUGAUUAAUGUAAAAAGAGUUAAAUUACAUGUUUUAUGUUAUGUCCAUGGGCAUUAUUCAUAAAUCUUAAAUGUUUCUUUCUUGUUCAGUCAAAAAAAUCAGUCGCUUCAGGGUGACCACUUGUUCAGCACCACUAUUGUGAAUGUCAUAAUAUUUCCCUGUUAUGGCAUGUGUCUUGGGGGCCAGAAAGUUCCUAGAAAGGAUUCUAAAGCACUUUACCUGCUGUGAUGAUGAAUGUUUUGCAUUGAUCAAUGUCAUCAACAGAGCAAUAUAAUACCAGCAAAAACAAAUCCAGAUCAUGACAAAAAAAAAAUUAAACAUUUUAUGCUUUUGA
Molecule: messenger RNA, 2314 nt
Organism: Megalobrama amblycephala (Wuchang bream)
Lineage: Eukaryota; Metazoa; Chordata; Actinopteri; Cypriniformes; Xenocyprididae
Gene: vsx1
Product: visual system homeobox 1 homolog, chx10-like
Exons: 5
Coding region: 761-1795 (344 amino acids)
Biological process (GO): regulation of DNA-templated transcription
Cellular component (GO): nucleus
Molecular function (GO): DNA-binding transcription factor activity, RNA polymerase II-specific; transcription cis-regulatory region binding
Source: RefSeq, a predicted model, not a curated record